Molecule: messenger RNA, 2433 nt
Organism: Closterium sp. NIES-65
Lineage: Eukaryota; Viridiplantae; Streptophyta; Zygnematophyceae; Desmidiales; Closteriaceae
Source: the annotation of a GenBank genome assembly
AUGUCCAAUUCCCUUCUUCCCCCCAUCCCCUUCCCUGCUUCUCCCCAUCCCCUUCCUUUUCCCCCCCAAUCCCUUUCCCUGCUUCCCCAUGUUCCCUUCCCUGCUUCCCCCCAUCCCCUUCCCUUCUUCCCCCCAUACCUUUACUUGCUUCCCCCUAUCUCCUUCCCUGCUUCCUCCCAUCCCUUCCCUUCUUCCCCCCAUCCCAUUACCUGCUUCGUCCCAUCCCCUUCCUUGCUUCCCCCAAUCCCCUUCCCUGAUUCCCCCCAUCCCCUUCUUUGCUUCCCACCAUCCCCUUCCCUGCUUCACCGUGUCCCCGUCCCUGCUUCCCCUCAUACCCUUCCCUUCUUCCCCCCAUCCCUUUCCUUGCUUCCCCCCAUCCCCUUCCCUGCUUCCCCAUGUCCCCUUCCCUACUUCCCCCCAUCCCCUUCCCUACUGCCCCCGAUCCCCUUCCCUGCUUCCCCGUGUCCCUGUCCCUGCUUCCCCCCAUCCCCUUCCCUUUUUCCCCCCAUCACCUCCCCUGCUUCCCCGCAUCCUCUUCCCUGCUUCCCCAUGUCCCCUUCCCUACUUCCCCCCAUCCCCUUCCCUACGUCCCAACAUCCCUUUCUCUGCUUCCCCCCAUCCCCUUCCCUGCUUCCCCCCAUCCCUUUCCCUGCUUUCCCCCAUCCCCUUCCCUGCUUUCCCAUGUCCCUUUCUCUGCUUCCCCCCACCCCGUUCCCUUCUUUCCCCCAUCCCUUUACCUGCUUCCCCGUGUCCCCUUCCCUGCUUCGCCGUGUCCCCUUCCCUGCUUCUCUGUGUCCCCUUCCCUGCUUCCUCCCAUCCCAUUCCCUUCUUUCCCAUGUCCCUUUCCCUGCUUCCCCCCAUCCCCUUCCCUGCUUUCCCAUGUCCCUUUCCUUGCUUCCCCCCAUCCCCUUCCCUGCCUCCCCCCAUCCUGUUCCCUUCUUCCCACCAUCCUUUACUUGCUUACCCCCAUCUCCUUCCCUGCUUCCUCCCAUCCCCUUCCCUUCUUCCCCCCAUCCCUUUACCUGCUUCCCCCCAUCCCCUUCCCUGCUUCCCCCCAUCCCCUUCCCUGCUUCCCCAUUUCCCUUUCCCUGCUUCCCCCCAUCCCCUUCCCUACUUUUCCAUUUCCCUUUCCCUGCUUCCCCCCACCCCCUUCCCUUCUUCCCCCCAUCCCUUUACCUGCUUCCCCGUGUCCCCUUCCCUGCUUCCCUGUGUCCCUUUCCCUGCUUCCCCCCACCCCCUUCCUUGCUUCCUCAUUUCCCCUUUCCUGUUUCCCCCCAUCCCCUUCCCUGCUUCACCAUGUCCCUUUCCCUCUUUCCUCCCAUCCCCUUCCCUGCUUACCCAUGUCCCUUUCCCUGCUUCCCCCCAUCCCCUUCCCUUCUUCCCCCCAUCCCUUUCCCUGCUCCCCCCCAUCCCCUUCCCUUCUCCCCCCGAUCCCUUUCCCUCCUUCCCCCCAUCCCCUUCCCUGCUUCCCCCCAUCCCUUUCCUUGCUUCCCCCGAUUCCCUUCCGUGCUUCCCCAUGUCCCUUUCCCUGCUUCCCCCCAUCCCCUUCCCUGCGUCCCCUCAUCCCUUUCCUUGCUUCCUCCAAUCCCCUUCCCUGCUUCCCCCCAUCCCCAUCCGUGCUUCCCCUUAUCCCCCCUGCUUGCCCCCAUCCCCUUCCCUGCUUCCCCUCAUCCCCGUCCCUUCUUCCCCCAUCCCUUUACCUGCUUUCCGGUGUCCCCUUCCCUGCUUCCCCGUGUCCCCUUCCCUGCUUUCCCAUGUCCUUUUCCCUGCUUCCCCGUGUCCCCUUCCCUGCUUUCCCGUGUCCCCUUCCACAGCACUCACACGCACCACUUGUCUGCUCUUCAGAUUCUCCCUCAGAUUCCUCCUCACAUGUCUUGUGGAACCCGGGCGCACCCGGUGCUGGUGGGGAGGUGUGGCCGCCCAAGAAGCUCCAUGACGUGCCCACAGAGAAAAAGUGGGAACAGGGGUGGGGGCAGUGGGGAGCUGCGAGGAGGACGAGGAGGAGCAGCCACGCCUAGCGCUGGCGGCUUCCAUGGAGGGGCAUACCGAGGAAGAGGCGGGAAGGUGGGCAAGGUGGGGAGCAAGGCACUCUCUCCAUGUGUUGUCCGAAUCCUUCAAAACAACCUGCUUGCCACCCAUCCCACGCCUCUGCACAGUCCUUCCUGCCAUGCUCAUUCCCUUGCUCUCCCACUCACUACCUUGUUCUCCCAUGCCCCACUCUCCAGUCCCCCAGAUGCUGGGAAGCAGAUCUACGACUGGACCCGUCCCGAGGUGAACCCCUCGGCGCACCCCUCGGCGCACCGCCACGCCGGUCAUGGAGCAUCAGCAGCCCAUGGCACAGUUCGGCGGGUUAUGCGAGAUAAGGCGCGCAGCUGGCAGAGCUGCGAGGCAACUUUCUCUCAAGACUGCCUUCAACCUCCCCUGCUCCCCUAG